CCUGAAGACGGCACAGUCCAUCUGAUUCUCUAAUCUUUUUCACUUGUGAGCAGUCACAAAAAACUCAAGCACAAUGAUCGCCAAAUUCGUUGUUGUCCUCGCCCUCGCCGUGGCCGUAAACGCCGGAGUGUUGCCGCUGGCUGCCGCACCCGCUGCAGUAGUGGCCCCCGCCGCGUACGCAGUGGCGCCAUAUGCCAGCUCGUACUCCGCGCACGCCGUCAACCAUGCUGUCGCUGCCCCAGUCGUUGCCCCAGCCCCAGUCGUCGCUGCUCCAGCCCCAUACGUCGCUGCCCCAGCUCCCUACGUCGCAGCCUCCCCCUACGUGGCGUCUCCUUAUGUAGCAUCUCCCUACGCCAGAUACCUGUCUGCCCCAGUUUUAGUAUAAACGAAUUUGGUGACACCAUUACCUAGUGACUUGCUCAAACGUUAUGAAUUACGAUUAAAUAUUUUAUAACUUC
Papilio polytes (common Mormon) is the source of this 458-nucleotide messenger RNA. It is a transcript of the gene CPH18, whose product is annotated as cuticle protein 38-like. The record is from RefSeq and is a predicted model, not a curated record. Lineage: Eukaryota; Metazoa; Arthropoda; Insecta; Lepidoptera; Papilionidae. Bases 74 to 385 code for a protein of 103 amino acids. The transcript is spliced from 2 exons.